GAAUGGCUUUGGUGUACUGGCUAUUUCCUUCGUGCAUAUUUGUAUUUUGAUACUCGAGUAGGGUGUGGAAAAGACAAUAAACAUGAAACAAUUCACACUAUAACAAGACAUCUACUACGACAUCGUGAAGUGAUCGAAACAGAUACGUGGGCUGGUCUUCCUGAAUUAACAAAUGCAGAUGGAGCAUUUUGCCCUCAUUCAUGUCCCACACAGGCAUGGUCAGCAGCAACAUUAUUAGAUUUAUUUGAUGACAUAAAAAAACUUGAAGCAU
This is a messenger RNA of Racocetra persica, 271 nucleotides long. Lineage: Eukaryota; Fungi; Glomeromycota; Glomeromycetes; Diversisporales; Gigasporaceae. The record is from the annotation of a GenBank genome assembly.